AUGUACCGUGCAGUUUGGUGCAUAUUCGUGUCAUUGAUUGCAGUGGCAAAGCAAGUGAGCAGUGAUCACAAAGUGGUGCAUCCGAAUAUACUGUCUUCAAAAGGCGUAUCGGGUUACGCUUUGGAAUUGCUUUUGACCAAACAUGACUUCAUAAGCCGUCAGCUGCAGGAGCUACGUGAAGAUGUGCAAGAGCAACGAAAGUCCAUCUCGGAAAAUCAAGAGCAGUUGAGGCAAACACUUGAGCUGCUAGGCAAAAUGCAGCAAGAGAUGCUAAAACAACGGAAGGAGGCAAUGAAUGAUCGACAGCAGGUUUCAAUGUGGCAAGCAGAGGUUCAAACAUCGAUCAAGGCAAACCAAAUCGAGUCGGCACGCGUUUUGAAGGAGGUUCUCCAAAAUAUUGCAACUAAUCGAGCAUUGCAAGAGGGAAGCAUCGAAUUGCUGAAUAACUUGCAAGAAGAGAUCAAACAACAAAAGGAGGAUGAAACAAAGUGGCACACAGCGUCGCAACAAGCAAUCACGGAAAUACGCAGCAAUCAGGAGCAGAGCUAUGGUCUGGUGAUCCUGGUGCAGGAGGAAAUGCAAAGGCAAUUGAAGGAUAUAGCGAAAGAUGCAGAGAAGCAUUCAAAGUGGCAAGCAGAACUCCACACAUCAAUAAGAACAAUUCAAAAUGUAACAUCGAUUCAACAACAAUUAAUUGCGGGAAUACGGAACAAUCAGGACCCGAGUUUUGAUCUAUUAAACCAGACGCAGAAAGAGGUGCAAACGCAGCCGAAGGAGAUACCGAAACAUCAAGAAAAUCACUUAAAAGAACAAGCAGAGCUUCAGGCACCGAUCAGAACAAAAAAAAUGAAACAGCAAACAUUUUUACGCCAUUGUGAACAGGAUGAGCUGGUUGGAUUGUUAUUUAAUAUCACUUCGACAGAUUACUUAGCUUCAAUUACUUGAUGGAUUAUCUAAGGGGAUUUGGAAACGGAGAGCUAUGGCUGAGUCUCAAACAUGAAAUUUAUCUUUUUUUCUGCAACAGGUAGAGAUAAUUAUAACAAGGCUGAUGGUAAUUGUGCGAAGAAGUGGAGUGGAGUCUGGUGGUUCAAUAUUUGCUAUUAUGCUCAUUUGAACGGGCUUUAUCGAAAUGCCAGUGGGAUUCAAGCGGACAAAAUAGCUUGGUACAAUUU
Molecule: messenger RNA, 1172 nt
Organism: Anopheles aquasalis
Lineage: Eukaryota; Metazoa; Arthropoda; Insecta; Diptera; Culicidae
Product: cancer-associated gene 1 protein homolog
Source: RefSeq, a predicted model, not a curated record